Messenger RNA from Ictidomys tridecemlineatus (thirteen-lined ground squirrel), 4796 nucleotides. RefSeq names its product neuromedin-U receptor 2-like. Gene Ontology annotation, biological process: neuropeptide signaling pathway. The record is from RefSeq and is a predicted model, not a curated record. Lineage: Eukaryota; Metazoa; Chordata; Mammalia; Rodentia; Sciuridae. Gene Ontology annotation, cellular component: plasma membrane. Gene Ontology annotation, molecular function: neuromedin U receptor activity.
GUAUCAGCAGGGUAGAGAUCUUGCAUUUCCUGUUCACUGAUGUUUUCACAAAGCUCAAAAUGUAGCUUGGCACACAGUGAAUUCUCAAGAGUUAUUUGUUGAACAAAAUAAAAUUAGUGAUGCAAAUAAGGAAAUAAGACUGGGAGUUUGAAGAUAUUUCCUUAUUUUCCUCUAUUUCUAUAUCUGUAUGUCACAUUGAUCAUGUUUUCUGGAGAGCCCUGAAUCUGCAAGGGAAAAGAUAAUUUGACAAACUUAUGGGUGCUCCAUUUUGUCAUGUUUCACAGGUGACAAGGAUCACGGGUGAUUUGUACUGUGCUACUCAUCACUGCACAACUUGCAUUUGAUUUCCACCCAAAUCACAUCUUUCCCAUGACACUCAUCAGUAUUUCCCAAAACUUGGUAAACUGCUUUGCUGGAACUGCCCACUGCUUAUUUGUUCCAGAGUCAUAGACUGUGUGCGCUCCAUUCCCAGCUGUUUCCCAUUCACAAAAAGCUAUCUCCCUCCUCCCUGCUCCCAGCGCAGGAAACCAGCACAUCCUGUAGUCCAGCAUUUUCCAGGAGCUCUGCAGCCAGCAGCCUGUGCUGGGUGGGCGGGGCUCUGUCUCCAGGGCUCUUGCACAGAGCUCUGCAGCCUGAGCAGCCCCAGCUGGAGACCACAGGGCUCCUCUCUCCCAGCCUCCUUCACCAAGUCUGUGCGCUCUAGAUUGCGUUCUCUCUCCUAUCUGGCUCUGCUUUGGACUGAGCCUCACACUAGGGAACGCUGGGAUCUUUGAUUUUACUGUCAGUGAUGGGAAAACUUGAAAAUGCCUCAUUCAACAGUUCCGAGGGCUGCCUCUGCGGGCCUUGGUACAGCCACUUCUUUCUCCCUCUCGCAUUGGUGUAUGUACUGGUUUUUGUGGUGGGAGUGGUGGGCAAUCUUCUUGUGUGCCUGCUGAUUCUUCGGGACCAGGCCAUGAAGACACCCAAAAACUACUACCUGUUCAGCUUGGCUGUCUGUGACCUCCUGGUCCUGCUCCUGGGACUGCCCCUGGAAGUCUACGAGAUGUGGAGCUACUCUCCCUUCCUGCUCCGGCACCCAGGCUGCUACUUCAAAACAGCUCUCUUUGAGACUGUGUGUUCCGCCUCGGUCCUCAGCAUCACUGCGGUCAGCGUGGAGCGCUACCUGGGCAUCCUCUACCCCUUUCGCGCCCAACAGAAAAGCACCUGCCGGAGGGCACGCAGCAUCCUUGGCCUUAUCUGGGGCUUCUCCCUCAUCUUCUCCGUGCUCAGCACCAUCAUCUAUGGCAUUAGGGUCCCCCACAUCCCCAGUGAGACCUGGGUUCCUGGCUCUGCCACCUGUACAGUCAUCAAGCCCACGUGGAUCUACAACGUCUUCAUCCAGGUCACCUCCUUCCUCUUCUACGUCCUCCCCAUGACGCUCAUCAGUGUCCUCUACUACCUGAUGGGGCUCAGGCUGAAGAAAAAUAAAUUCCUUGAGGCAGAUAAAGUGACUGGAGUUAUCCAUAGACCCACCAGAAAAAGAUACAAGAUGCUCUUUGUCUUGUUCUUAGCAUUUGCCAUCUGUUGGGCCCCAAUCCACAUUCAUCGCCUCUUCUUCAGCUUCGUGGAGGAGUGGACCAAGUCCCUGGCUGCUGUGUUCAACCUCCUCCAUGUGGUGUCAGGUGUCUUCUUCUACCUGAGCUCAGCUGUCAAGCCUGUCGUCUAUAGCCUGCUGUCUUGCCGCUUUCAGGAAUCAUUUCAGAAAGUGAUCUCUCCUUCCUGCAAAAGAUGGUACUCCCGGCAUCACUCACGGAAGCCAGCAGGCCAGCAGAACAUCUUGCUGACAGAUCGCCACCUUGUGAAGCUGACUGAAGACACAGGUCCCCAGCUGCCUUGACAGUCAUCCAUCUGCAACUCUCAGCUCUGAACCCAUCCCCAUGAAAGGGACUCUCAGAGAUGCCACCUCUACAAGGCACCUUUUAUCUUUGAGGUACAUUCCUCCAUGUCUCAGCAGUGCAGGGAGGGUCAGGCUAUAAUCUGUGCCUCCUCAUGGGAUGACAGGAAGAUAAAAUGGUUCUGAGAACUCGUGAAUCUGUACCUUGUACUUUGUUAACAUUUGUGAAACUCAGUCCUGGAUCUGGGUCUAAACUGAAGAGCUUUCAGAUAUGUAGUCAUCUUUGCAUCAUCCUAUGUGCCUCAUGUCUCUUCUGGUUUCAUGGUGACAUGACUGGCAAAGCACGGCUGGCCUUAGUGAACAAUUUCCACUGUGAGGAUUGGUUUGUCCCAAGUCACCUACACUGAUCAGGCUGCCGCUUAUAGCCAAUGGCUGCUAGGGGCCCUGGAAGGAAGACACAUAAGUAUUGUUCCACUCUUCAUGAGGUGAGAAGACCUUAUGCAUGAUCUAUUUGACUCACAUACCGCUAUAAAAAUUUGACCCCUUAGAGUCCUGAAACCUUUCAGAUUAAGAGUUCCCUGGAUGACAUGGGAAUGCCCUUAGAGCAGUUAGCCUUGGACCCCAGUCUCCAACUCAUUAUGAGUCCACUCAUCACUGUCAAUGGGAGCAGACACAAGUUCAAUCUAGAAAAGGAUGGGAUAGGAAGAGAGAGAAGGUGUGGAGGUAGGUUGAAAAUGAUCUAAACUCUACCAAAGAAAAUCUUAGUCAUGUUUAUAUUUGGUCCAAACUUGGAUUUCUAACAUCUUGUUUCAUAUACAGACAGAGGUAUUGUCUAUUAUCUUGGGACACAGACAAAUUAAAAGUCAUCUACUGGUCCCAAACUCAUGACUUUAACACACUCAGUCCUUCAUCACCUAAAUAAUGCUCUGCACUCAUAUAAUAGAGGCAAAAAUUGGCUUCCUGGACUCAUCUUCCAUUAUACUAUCACAAGUAAUGUGAUUAUUUUCUACUCUUAUGAGGAUGUGGCCUAUAGAUUUCCCAACCUGUUCAUUUUGGCACAUAGAAUACUAUUAUGAUUUAGAUGUAGUAUCCCCAGAAAGCUCCUGUGUGAGACAAUGCAAGAAAGUUUGGAGGAGAAAUGAUUGGGUCAUAGCCUUUAGCCUAACCAGUGAAUUAAUCCCUGAUGGGAUUAACCAAAGUGGUAGGGCAUGUCUGGCCAGAGGAGAUGGGAAUUGGGAUGUGGCUCUCGGGUAUAUAUUUGUAUCUUGUGAGUGGUGUCUCUCUGCUUCCUGAUCACUGUGAUGUUAGCUGCUUCCUUCCAACACACUCUCCUGAUGUCCUGUCUCACCUCCAGCCCAGAAGAAUGGAGCUCUCUGUUGACCUCUGAAACUAUGAGCUCUCAGAUGAACUUUUCCUCCUCUACAAUUGUGCUGGUGAAUCUUGAAAUCACAGCAGUGAGAAAGCUGACUAAAACAAACACCUUCUACUUAGAAUACCUUCUUUAUCUCCAUAUGUUUGUCUCCUCCCUGUCCCUCAGUGUUCACUUUAAUAUGGUACCUUCUUCCAUGGACCUUGCUUGAUUUGUUUUUCAGGUAAAUAUGUAUCUGACUUCAUUUGUUAAGCUUUGUCUCCACUUGAUUUUGUAUUUCAGUGAUCUAUAGCAUUGCUUGGCAAGAAUGUUAGUUUGUAAAAGGCAUGAAGUAUCUUGUGUUCAUUAUUGUCUCUUACUGGAAUCCUAGCAAUGUAUCACAAUGGUAGGUGUUUAAUAAAUAUGUCAUCAAGUGAGUUUGUUUCACAUUUCAAUGUAUUGAACAAUAGGAACAUUCCAGAUGGAACCAAUUAAGAGCCAAAAGAUGAAGGUUGUGUUUCUCUUAGGGAUACUUGGCCUUCAACUGGUCAUUUGGUCUGUGGUGUAUGAAUGGACUUACUGAUGCUGAAUCAUGCUAGUUCUAACAUUUAGUUUUUGAAUGUCCUGUAAAUUACAUGAACAAUCCCAUUGAUAAAUGGGAGUAUUGUAUCUGAUAUCAUUUACAAUAUAAUAAUCAUAUUCAAAGUGAUUCAAUAUUUUUUUUUAAAUCCUCCUUGCCAAUUACAACCCAACCUUUAUGAAUCAGAAUUCUCCAGUGAUGGUUUACCGUGGUGAACAUAAUAAUGCUCAAGAAUUGAAAACACUCAAAAACAAAUCUAAGACAUGAGGACAAGUAAAUUUUCCUUGGGCUUUUUACAGUAGAACCAUUCUGAAAGAGAAUCUACUAAGGUCAAUAUCUUUAAUAUCAACCUCUAAUGACCAGGACUAAAAGUAUACUGCUGCUGUCAGUGCAUGAACAGAAAAAGAAACCACGGAUUCUGAAGCUAAUUAUUUAGUAUAAGAGUGAAUCGGGUUAUAUAGAAUAAACAUGGGAGUGUUACCCCCACCCCACCUAUUUCUUGAAACAACUGGAGAAGCAUUGGCAUUAAUUCUUUAAGGAUCCUGUAGAAUUCAGCUGGGAAUCCAUCUGAUACCAGGUUUUCUUGAUGGUUUUUAUGACUGUUACAGUCUUACUGCUUAAUAUCAGUCUCUUUAGUUUUUUUUUACCAUUUUCUUGGUUACAUUUGGGUAGGUCAUAUGUCUAGAAACCUAUUAAUUUCUUCUAGAUUUUUGGAUUUACUAGCAUACAAGUUUAUGAAGAGGUCCUCAAUAAUCCUCUAAAUUUCAAAGCUGCAUAAUAAAGGACAAAAAUCAUUUGACCAUGGCAUUAGAUACAGAAAAAAAAGCCUUUGACAAAAUUUUGCCCUAAUUUGUAUUAAAAAGACUAAAAAACUAGGGCUAGAAGGAACUUCUAUAAACAUCACAAAAGCUAUAUAGGGACAAACCCAAAGGCAACAUUAUAGUAUACGGAAAAAAAAAAAAAAGCAUUUUCUUCAAAAUUUGAUACCAGAAAAA